ACGUAAGACAGCCGGUGAAUUUAUGGUGGAAUUGAGGGAAAAUCUCGCGAUGCACGAGAAAUGAGGUUGUGGUCUACUGUACACAAACAUACACUGUGCAUAUUACAGGAGCGCCGAAUGAAACCGGUGAAUUGGCGUUGGAUUCGUGCUACCGCCACUUGUUGAGGACAUUAUGUGAGUUGCUUCUUCCAAGAUACCAACAAAAAGGUGCUCAUUUUACGCUUGGGAUAUCACUUUUAGACUUACAAUGUAGAGGACAAAAUGCAGAAUAUUUGGAGGUGUUCAAAUGCACAUCUUAAUAUUUAGAUACGACUAAUUCUUGGAGGAAAACGUCACAUGUUGACAUAAUUUCCCCUAUCACUUUCGUGUGUGGUGAUUCUGACAGCUACCCACAUCAAUCAUGGCGUCAACCAGUAAUCAUUUUUGGACGGUUUUAUUUUCUAUUAUGUGUUUUAUAAGUUGUUCCAAAGGACAGUAUUUCUCUGUGCAGCCACAAGAUACAGAAGUCGUUGUCGGGAGCAAAGUUACGAUGACAUGUCGAGUUUUUAACCGUCCGGAAGAUUCACUUGUGUACUGGAUAACGCCGGCUGCCACCAACGACUUCAUAGGACCCGACUAUGAUGUACCUUCCCGCUAUAUAAAUAAAUACGAGAUCGUUGGCGAUCCAAGAAUCAACGAUUAUAAUCUUGUGAUCAAUGAUGUAACGGCUGAGGAUGAUGGAGACUAUAUAUGCCUUUUGUUUCAGCCUGGAAGGGGAGAUCUGAACGUCGCGCCGACGCAGAUUGCCCAGACAAGAGAGGCUUCGUUGACGGUGGCGACGUUGAGCCCGACCGGCGCACCGGCUUGCUGGGCUUCCCCAAGACGCUCUGUCCAUGUUGGGUCAGACAUCACGCUCUAUUGUGCCUCAACAUUUACCAACAACACUCUGGCGUGGAAUCAAGAUUCGAGUUCGUUGACGUCGUCGUCUAACUCGACAACAGCGAUUCCGACGUUGAUCAUGACGACGUUUACGGCUGAAGCUACGAUGAACGAGGCACGGUUCACCUGCGCGUCGGAGUCGGACCGCAACAGACAGUGCCAGAUCGUCCUCGAUGUCACCUUCCCUCCCGAAGUCACCAUCGAACCCGUUGGCGAGAUCAGGGCUGGUCAAGAAGGGCGGUUUCGGUGCUCGGCUACGGGAAACCCUAAUGUAUUCGUCUAUUUUUGGAAGUACAAUGAGGAGGUCAUCCAGUACCAAUACCAUCGUCGAUUCAACAGGGCUAUCCUUGAAGAGAGCAAUACGAUCUUGGCCCUCCCCGAUAUGGAUGAGGACGAUGACGCCGCUCUCCUCGAAUGCACCGCGGUCAACGAACACGGCCAGGGUGUCAGCACCUUCCCCAUCCGCGUGGCCAGCAACAACACCACCUCCGUCAUCGCCUGGAGCCUCUGCGCCAUCAUCGUCGCAAUCAUCCUCGUGCUCCUCAUCAGUUUCUUCUUCUGGAGAUCGAGGCAGCACAGGAAACUGGAGAAGCUCUCCGAGAUUCGUCGAAGCACUCGACCACGGUCUGGUCCCAUCGAGACGGAGAUGAACGGCAAUGUCAACCCUGCUUUUACUGGAUUCUCCCAUCUUGAGAUCGACUCCGUCGGUUACGGACCGGACGUCCAACCAUACCAGUCGAGGCCCAGUGAGCGGGAGUACGAUACGGGCGAACCCAAGCCCAUCCCAGCAAGGCAGGGAAGUAAGAGUGGUGAUACAGACAGCGAUUACAUCGCCAGGGACGUCGACGAUGAAGUGACCCAAACCUACACCUACCAAGUCAAUCCAAAGUUCGAGGAGUACAGAAACAAAGCCAGCUACGACGUCAGCUACGACGACGAAGUCGAUGCCGUGAUCGAGGACAAGAAGCCCCUUCCCCAGAACGAUCUCGACCUGGAGAAGGAGUUGGUGGGCGAGCUCAGCAUGUUCUCUGACUACGAUAAGAACUUCGACGAGGAUGCGGAGCCCGUGGUCGUGAGCACGGAGCUAUGAUGGCCCAAAUUAUGUCCAUGCACUCAUGCCUCAAUCAUGAGAACUUAAUGAAUAUUCAGGACGGCGAUAAAAUGAAUAUUCAUUUAUCAUGAAGGCAUGGAUAUUCAUACCACGGUGGGUUUAACCAUGGUAUAACAUAAUGAAUAUUCAUACAUCCAAUGUGCCUUUCUCAAUCAAUACGUGUUUUAUCGUCUUUCAGCUUUAUCGCUUUUAACGUGGUAAAAUGUUAUAUUGAUUUAACCAUCGUUACGCUUUUUAGGUUUUGCAAAAGAGAACCCAUUUUUAAAAAUAUGAUCUUUAUCUUCGCCUGCGAUUCGCGAAGAUGUUGAAAAUAUCUACAGAGAAUUUGUAUUCAAGUUCCAUAAAAAUUCAACCUCUUGGUUUAUAUCAUACGGUAUCUAAGUUUUUGAUAACCAAAACGAAAUACCCAUGAACAAUACUAGUCGGUAUAUGUCAAAUACACGUACAACUUGUCUAAAAGAUGGCUUAAAAGAGACCGAACAAGGCAAAGAUAAUAAUUUUAGAUAAAUGAGACUAUAUAAGUAGGAUGUGUAAGAUGUAUUUUUUGUCGAAAUGAAAUAUGAACAAUCAGGUAUAAUGAGGGAGUUUCCAAAUAUUAUGUUUAUUUUUUGAUUUACCCUUUCAGUCUUUCUCCAUUUGCUUUUAACUUUCCAUUUUCUUUCUUUUUGCAACGUGAGCUUAUAACUCUUUCAUCUUAUCAUUCGUAAUGUUUGAGGUACGUUUUUAAAUAUAUAUGAUCAAAGAAAGGCGGAAAUAGGUUGUGGCAUGUGCGUUUUCAUGAUAUUAUUUCUAUUUAAUUGAAUUUUCACAUCAACGGUAUUCUUUUCAAAAUCAUAAUCUGACUUCUAGCUCAUAAGCUAUUCUUUUAAACGCACUUGUAGACAGUGUGGUGAAUGUUUGAUUAUUUUUCUGUCUGUAUGCAAUGUUGCCAAAUGAAUGCAUGUUGUUACUUCAAUGUUCUUCGUUCACCCAAAAGUGGAGGGAGUGUGAUUUACUUUGCACUGCAUGUUUGUAUGUAUUUAAUAUCGUGCUAAAACCAAUCUUGUUGUGAGAAUUGAGACGGAAUUUAUCGAAAGAGGGCGCUUUCCAUACUUUGAUCAUGAUGCUGAACUUCAUACCCCCUUCCCUACAAAAAAUCCUAAUAAUAUUAUUUCCUUCGGAUUUUUACUUCUAUUUGCAAUAACAUUGAAGAUAAACAUGUAUAUUCCUCAAAAUAGAUAUUGAUAAUUGUAAUAUGUAAUAAUAAUAUAUAGGUAUAUUUACCCAGGGUAGCCACUUCAGUUUCGAAAACUGUUCUACCAUUGGGCCCUGCUAUUAUUAUGGUAGUACUAUGCUAGUACUACGAUAUAUAUCGUAUGUUGCAGAUAAAAUGAGAGAGGGAUUGCAUUAUAUUUUAACAUUAGUUUAAUGGUUUUAUGUAAAUUAUGUAAAAAGAAAAAACUUUAGAGAAUGAAGUUGAUAGAUAUAGUUUUAACCAUAGAAUACCUUGGUAUAUAGAUUCAAUUAGUGUAAUAAGCAAGCUGGGCUUGUAUUUGUAGUGCAGAUAAUGUAGUACCACUUCCCUAAAGUUUCUGAUUUUUUAAAUCGAGGCAGAUUAGCCUGUGAUUUUAAAGAUAUUAUUUCUAUUACUUGUUUGUUUCAGAUGAUACAUCAAUCUUCGCAUUUCCAAUUUUAAAAGUAUUUUCUCCCAGUCCUAUUGUCUUAUUGGUGAUUUAUUGACUACAGGUAUGUAGCUUAACACAGAAAAAUAUGUAUAUUUACAUUUGUUCCUUUGUGUAGUGGAGUUCUGGGAAUGUUUUUUUUUCAACCAAUUCUUCAUGUUUUAUAGAUCAUGCAAAAAUUUAUUAUGGAAACGGAAUGACAUUCUUCCAGUUGUACUUAAGACAGUCUUUCAGUAUAAUGGUACUAUGUGUAUUCAAAUGCCAAAGGAUGCUGACUUUUUGAGAAAUUUAUUUUACUUGAAACAUUAUAAAUGAAUGUGAAACAGGGUAUUGCCGGUAAUUUAGCUUCAUUAAGUAAUUUUAGUGAAUAACGAGUCAUAAUAACAGUGCUGUCAAAAAAAGAAAGAAAUAGAAUCACGACAUAUUCCAUAUUCGACAUCAUACUGUGAUAGAAAUAAUACAAAUACUUCACAUUUUCACAUGUGGAGCGUUGUGGCCCAGUGGAUAAGUCUUCUGACUUUGAAACAGAGGGCCGUGGGUUCGAAUCCCAGCCAUGGUGUAAUUUCCUUCAGCAAGAAAUUUAUCUACAUUUUGCUGCACUCGACCCAGGUGAGGUGAAUGGGUACCCGGCAGGAUUAAUUCCUUGAAUGCAUGAGCGCUGAAAGGCAGCUCAAGCUAAAGCCGGGGUAAUAAUAAUAACGUGCCUCAGAAUAGAAUAUUUCUAGAUAGAUGGCGCUAUAUAAAUGCCUAUUAUUAUUUUAUGUCACCCCCCUCCCUUCUCAUAUAAACACAAUGGUAUAUGCACUUCUGCGAAUUUUUUUAUCUUUACUCAUGUUCAAUUUUUUUUUCGAAUGGAUACUAGGCACGUAUGUCUACCUUUAAUAUGGCCCUGUAACAUAAAGUAGCGAUUGAUCGUGGAUAUAAUUUUACCAUUGAUUGCAUUUGACUACUGCACAUGAUAAAUCAUUGAAGUUGGGCAAAAAUGUAAUUAUAUAAAGUGAAUCUGCUAAAUAAACAUGGAACUGAAUGUAAAUAUGAGGAAAAUAAAAAGUGUCUUUCAGUCAUUUGAAGACAACAACAUUGCUGUAUGUUUGUUGCCAUUUUACAUGAAGUAUACUGAUGACAAAAUAAUUUGAUUCAACUCAAUUUUUGAAUGAGUGCCCCCUACUGUUUGAUAUACAUGUAUAUAGUAUGCUGAAAUUGCUGAUAGAUGGAACUUUUAUUGAAAUAAUUCGAUACUGUAUACAUUUGCAUAAUUUGCUUUAGAUAAGUGACAUUUGAUUUGUUCGUUUUUACAGAGAUAUGCGUAAUAAAAUUGUUUUUAUAUCA
Lytechinus variegatus (green sea urchin) is the source of this 5019-nucleotide messenger RNA. RefSeq names its product synaptogenesis protein syg-1-like. The record is from RefSeq and is a predicted model, not a curated record. The transcript is spliced from 4 exons. Bases 401 to 2008 code for a protein of 535 amino acids. NCBI's taxonomy places the organism in Eukaryota, Metazoa, Echinodermata, Echinoidea, Temnopleuroida, Toxopneustidae.